This is a messenger RNA of Striga asiatica, 937 nucleotides long. Lineage: Eukaryota; Viridiplantae; Streptophyta; Magnoliopsida; Lamiales; Orobanchaceae. The record is from the annotation of a GenBank genome assembly.
GUUUUGGUGCGCAUUCACUCUCAAGUGUCCAAGAAUCGUGCUGUAGUCCGCCGGAGUUGCUACACGAUUGUUAACGUCUCGUCCCAAUUGACAAGAAGGGCCAAAGAAGAAAGAAAGACUGAAUCUUUCUUACAUUUUUUGAAGAGUUUGGUCCAAGAGAGUAAUAAAGUUAUGUUCUACGGAUCGGCAGUUUGGGAUCCAUGGGUAAUUGUGGCUCAAAUCGUGUGCCUUCAGUGUCUGUAUUACCUGACGCUUGGGGUAUUCCUGUCGGUUCUUGUCGGGACUCGAGUUUCGAAGAUGACCCUUGUAUAUUUCUUUGAUUUUGCUACAGUUACGGCCUCUACAGCUACUGGCUGGUGUGUGAUGGCUUCUAUUCUUCUAAGCUCUGUUGCUGGAGCUGGAUUUUUGGUCUAUUUAGUGGAAAGAGCAAAGAAAUGCCUGGAUUUUUGUGCAACCCUUUAUAUAAUCCACCUUUUCAUUUGCAUUAUGUAUGGAGGUUGGCCCUCUUCAAUGACUUGGUGGGUUGUGAACAUAACGGGUCUAGCUGUGAUGGCACUAUUAGGUGAACGUCUGUGCAUGAAACAAGAAAGGAGAGAAAUCCCCAUAUCAAGAUAUCGAUCAAGUAACUGCUUGACAGGACUAGAAUCGUGCUGUUUUCAAAGACGAUUAUAGUUCAUUGAAUUAUAGUUAUUUUUCUAUUUUCCAUUUGCCAGUUGACAUUCAAUUGUCGACUGAAAGAGAAUCUUGCAGGAGCUUACCUGAGUCUUUUGUCUUUCUUUUGAGGCAUUUCAUUAGAUAGAUUGGAUAUUUUUCAGUUUUUUUCUCUCCAAGAAUUAUUUUGUAAUGGUUAUAUUACUGCAAUUUUCAAUUUGUAUCAUGUGAAAGUAUAAAAUUGACUGGGUAAUGCUAUGGAUCAUUGAUCAUUUUUUUUUUUUAA